Molecule: messenger RNA, 430 nt
Organism: Hibiscus syriacus
Lineage: Eukaryota; Viridiplantae; Streptophyta; Magnoliopsida; Malvales; Malvaceae
Exons: 2
Coding region: 14-430 (138 amino acids)
Source: RefSeq, a predicted model, not a curated record
UUGAUUUGAAGUAAUGGCUCUUUACACGAAGAAGAAGAAUAAGGGUGGCAACCCGCUGUUGAUCAGCGUCACCGUUUUGGGAAGCUCUGGGCCGAUUCGAUUCGUUGUUAACGAGGAACAACUUGUUGCCGCUGUUAUCGAUACUGCUUUGAAAUCUUACGCUCGUGAGGGUCGGCUACCUGUUCUUGGAUCGGACCUCAAUGGCUUCCUCCUGUACUGCCCUGAAGUUGAAUCAGAUGCAUUGAGUCCAUGGGAGAGAAUUGGAUCAGUAGGUGAAAGGAAGUUCUCGUUAUGCAAGAAGCCAAAGAGUGAUGGAAUGGAAGGCAAUAAUGGAAGAAGGUCAAGUGAAGCAAUUUAUAGGAAAGGAACUUCUGGGAUUUGGAAGGCAUGGAUUCGUAAAUCCCUCACUCUUAAAAUUUCUUCCCAUUAA